AAUCCAACGUGAAUAUCUGCUGGCCGAUUCCCUCUCUUCUGCGGCCACGAUCUUCUCUCCCCAAUCCCGAUUUAACAACAUUUUUUAUUUGUUUCUUUAUUCUAUCAACAAAUCCAAUUCCAUUUCCCAUCCUUCUUCCUUCACUCUCUACUUCAUCCGCAGCUGCUCAACUGCCUCAGCCGGCGACGACUGUGGAUUCAGUCUCCCCGCAUUGUCCUCGCUUCGUCUCUAUCUCACUCCUUUCGUGGGGCGAAGUUUACGUGAACGGAGAUGGUGGCAAAGGGAUUUAUAGUUGACUUAAACAAACCCCUUGUUUUCCAAGUUGGCCAUCUUGGUGAGGACUAUCAGGAGUGGAUUCACCAGCCGAUUGUCUGCAAAGAAAGCCCUCGAUUUUUUGGAAAUGACAUUGUUGAGUUUUUGACAAAAAAUAAAUGGUGGUACAUUCCUCUCAUUUGGCUCCCGGUCGUUGCUUGGUUCCUCGUUAAGUCCAUCUAUAUGGGUAAUACAAUUCCUGAUGUGGCCUUAGUGGCGGCCCUUGGCAUUUUCACCUGGACGUUGAUGGAAUAUUCCCUACAUCGAUUCCUCUUCCACAUUGAGACAAAGACUUAUGUGGGCAACACACUUCAUUAUCUUCUGCACGGCUGUCACCACAAGCACCCGAUGGAUGGCCUACGCCUCGUUUUUCCACCUGCCGCCACUGCAAUUCUUUUGGUUCCCUUCUGGAACUUAAUUAAAUUGGUGUCUGCUCCCUCCACUGCUCCUGCUUUAUUCGCUGGUAUACUUCUCGGUUACGUGAUGUACGACGUUACUCAUUACUACGUGCACCACGGGCAGCCAAUCAGCGAAUUCCCGAAAAAUCUCAAGAGAUAUCACCUAAACCACCACUUCCGCAUCCAUGACAAAGGCUACGGCAUCACUUCCUCGUUCUGGGACAAGGUCUUCGGAACUCUACCACCAUCAAAAGUCGAAGGGAAGAGUCGAUAAAUAUUUUUUUGCAGUGGAUUCUUUCAUUAGUAUAAGUUACUAAAAUCGCCUUCUCUGGAAAAGCUUUUCGUAUCCACCAUUUGGUUCGUCAAGCUUCAAAAUGUACGUCGUGUUUCCUUAGCAGUUUCCGAGCAGUUGCACCUUUGUAAUUUGUGGAUCCAAUUGUAUAAGUUGCUAUGGAGUGAAUGUGUGUUUAGCUACUUGUUUAGGAACUGCUAUUAAUAUGUACAAUUUUUUAAAAAUUCCAUUCAAUUUGAGAUGAUCUAUUGUUUUUUA
Salvia hispanica is the source of this 1260-nucleotide messenger RNA. Its product is annotated as dihydroceramide fatty acyl 2-hydroxylase FAH2-like. Lineage: Eukaryota; Viridiplantae; Streptophyta; Magnoliopsida; Lamiales; Lamiaceae. Gene Ontology annotation, molecular function: iron ion binding; fatty acid 2-hydroxylase activity. Gene Ontology annotation, biological process: lipid biosynthetic process; fatty acid metabolic process. The record is from RefSeq and is a predicted model, not a curated record. Gene Ontology annotation, cellular component: endoplasmic reticulum; membrane.